AUGGCCAACCCCAACCGACCCACCAGGUACUCUGCCCGCCAAAUGACCAGCACCGGCCAACGCACAACAGCUACCGCACCACCUGCUCCCCCACGCCCACGCCCUCUGCCCUGCCGCAGAUGCAACGCCAUCACAUCCCAAUACACUGUUUCCGAGACCAACGAGAACGGCAACGCCGGACGACCUUACUACCGCUGCGACCACUGUGGAAGCUUUGCAUGCUUCGCGGAUUUGCGAGGGGUGCACCCCGACAACCCCCCGUGUGACUGUGAGGGCCAGCUGCCCUGCCGUCUGCAGGUAGCGAGUCAGAAUGACCGCCGGUGCUUUCCAGGCGCCCUGUUCUACACCUGCGCGGUCGGGCGAUGCAAUUACUUCUCUCGUGUGGAGGAUGGGGACGGAGAGGCGGUUCUGGCGUUCGAGGAGUGGAUUCCAGCGGGGAUGCAGGGGGCGAUGUAUAUGGAGGAACGGGGAUUUUGA
Messenger RNA from Aspergillus japonicus CBS 114.51, 477 nucleotides. RefSeq lists its product as uncharacterized. The record is from RefSeq and is a predicted model, not a curated record. The transcript has a single exon. Lineage: Eukaryota; Fungi; Ascomycota; Eurotiomycetes; Eurotiales; Aspergillaceae. The coding region runs from base 1 to 477 and encodes 158 amino acids.